This is a messenger RNA of Drosophila obscura, 727 nucleotides long. It is a transcript of the gene Cpr49Ag, whose product is annotated as endocuticle structural glycoprotein SgAbd-3. The coding region runs from base 91 to 495 and encodes 134 amino acids. The record is from RefSeq and is a predicted model, not a curated record. NCBI's taxonomy places the organism in Eukaryota, Metazoa, Arthropoda, Insecta, Diptera, Drosophilidae. Gene Ontology annotation, cellular component: chitin-based extracellular matrix. Gene Ontology annotation, molecular function: structural constituent of chitin-based larval cuticle. The transcript has 2 exons.
CGGCUCUGGCAGCCAACAGUCGCACCGCAAUCUGCUGGAUAUCGCCCCGCACCCACUCAAGGAACUCUCAAGGAUAAUCGCCCAUUCGAAAUGUACAAGUUCAUCUUCAUCGCCUGCUCUGCCAUGCUGCUCGGCUACGUCCUGGCCCGGCCACAGGACCAGCGUGCUGCUGGACCCGCUGUCACCACCACGACAACAGCGGCCACCAUUGUGAAGCAGGACAAUGUGAACAAUGCCGAUGGCAGCUUCAACAGCAGCUACGAGACGUCCAAUGGAAUACGCGUGGAGAACAUUGGCUACCUCAAGAAGAUCAUCAUACCCAAGACGGAGACAUCCGAUGGCCAGGUGAUCGACGAGCACGAGGAACUGGUCCUGGUCCAGACAGGCUCGUACAGUUACAGCGACCCGGAAGGCAACAUCAUCACCCUGCGCUAUGUGGCCGAUGAGAACGGAUUCCAGCCAGAGGGCGAUCAUCUGCCCGUGGCACCGCAAUAGUUCUGCGGGGAGCCUGCCCGUCCCAUCCUACUUCUGUAUAGUAUAAUAUUUUGCUUGAAAGUAUUAUGCACACUGCCUGAAUGCCAUACGAAAUUGAAAUGUUUUGUGUAAAUCUUACCUUCCGUAGUUAGUCUUAAGCAAACACACACACACACACACACACCCACACACACAGACACCUCACACUCCGACUCGAGAAAUAAAUAUUGGGAACGAUAAUGAAAAUGACAAC